UGUUACUUUAGAGAUAUGGUCAACUUCCAGUCUGAGAGAAAGAGAUAUAAAAAUAUUGAAGGCUUACUACUUGGAAAGUUCCAUGCAGAAAACUGCAGUGCUGCUUUUGAUACAAAGACGGGCCAUCGCGUGGCCGUGAAGAAGCUGUCGAGACCCUUUCAGUCCAUCAUUCAUGCCAAGAGGACCUACAGAGAGCUGCGCCUGCUGAAGCACAUGAAACACGAGAAUGUCAUAGGUCUGUUGGACGUGUUUACACCCGCAAGGUCCCUGGAAGAAUUCAACGAUGUGUACCUGGUGACCCAUCUCAUGGGGGCAGACCUGAACAACAUCGUGAAGUGUCAGAAGCUUACCGAUGACCACGUUCAGUUCCUUAUCUACCAGAUCCUCCGAGGGCUGAAGUAUAUACAUUCAGCUGACAUAAUUCACAGGGACCUGAAGCCUAGUAAUCUAGCUGUGAACGAAGACUGUGAGCUGAAGAUUCUGGAUUUUGGACUGGCUCGGCACACUGAUGACGAAAUGACAGGCUACGUGGCUACCAGGUGGUACCGAGCUCCUGAGAUCAUGCUUAACUGGAUGCACUACAACCAGACAGUGGAUAUUUGGUCUGUGGGCUGCAUCAUGGCCGAGCUGUUGACCGGAAGAACGCUGUUUCCUGGUACAGACCACAUUAACCAGCUUCAGCAGAUAAUGCGUCUGACGGGGACACCCCCUGCUUAUCUCAUUAACAGGAUGCCAAGCCAUGAGGCAAGAAACUACAUUCAAUCCCUGGCCCAGAUGCCGAAGAUGAACUUUGCAAACGUGUUUAUUGGCGCCAACCCCCUGGCUGUGGACCUGCUGGAAAAGAUGCUGGUUUUGGACUCAGAUAAGAGGAUCACAGCAGCCCAAGCCCUUGCACAUGCCUACUUUGCUCAGUACCAUGACCCUGAUGAUGAGCCUGUGGCUGACCCUUACGACCAGUCCUUUGAAAGCAGGGACCUCCUUAUAGAUGAGUGGAAAAGCCUGACCUACGAUGAAGUCAUCAGCUUUGUGCCACCGCCCCUUGACCAAGAAGAAAUGGAGUCCUGAACACCUGGUUUCUGCUGUGUCGACCCCACUUCUCUGUGAGGGGAAGGCCUUCUCAUGGGAACUCUCCAAAUAUCAUUCAAGUGCCUCUUGUUGAAAGAUUCCUUCAUGGUGGAAAGGGAUGCAUGUAUGCGUGUAGUGUCUGUCUGUCUGUCUGUCUGUCUUUGUGGCUGGAGUCACUGUGCUAGCAGUGACAUCGUGAGUGGUAGUGCUUUCUCAGUCUGGGCAGGCAGAUGGGAACUGCUGUCUUGUUAGGGGUAUGCUAAGUGCAAAGUAAGAAAUGUUAAGAUAUCCCUGUUCCUAGUUACACUUUUGCCACUCUGGCUUCUCCGGUGGCCCCACCUUUACCAUACACCACAGUGGCACAGACAGGCCAUCCCCCAGCCAUGCAUACAGAAGAGACCAGCUGGCUCCUGAGCUCUAGCCUGUGAUUGGCUUGCUUAGGAUGGUCCUCAGAGCCUGACAGGUGUGUUCAAAGCCGGCAGUCUGUUUGUGCCUUAAACAGAGAAGGACACAGAGAACCGCAGCUGCUCAUGUUCUGAGCCAGGUGAACGCACAGGGUUGGUGGGUAGCCAGUGGUGAGCAAGAAGAAACAAGACAGCCUUCAGGGAAGCCGCGUGUGUGUGUGUGUGUGUGUGUGUGUGUGUGUGUGUGUGUACUUGUAUACUUGUGUACUUGUGUACGUGUGCAGGAGCAUGUAUGUGUGGCCGCCCUCCCUCUCCCAGGAGCAAGCGGAAUCUAUGCUUACCCUUCACCUCAGUGCAGAGGUCCCCAGUACCAGGCGCAGGUUCCUGCCUUCAGCCGCUUCCUGUGUGCUCUUCACAUCUGGCAGAGUGCAGGUGUGUUUGCAUGCUGUGCCCUUGGAGCUUCCACAGCCCCCUUGUCUGUCCUCUUCGGAAAGCCCUGGGACUGCCAGGCAUGUGGGGACUUGCUGGCAGUUCCUGUCCACGUUGCCUCCGCUGAUGCCAUGGGCACAAUACUGCCUCCUCACUCCAGCGCUGCUUUGUGUUGAACACAACUGAUCCUCCAGGUGCUUGUGGUGCAAGGAGAUGCAGGACAGACAGACAGACAGACAGACAGAGCACCUGAACUCUUGCCAUCUGACUGUCACCAGUUUGGGGAGGAAAAGAGGCCUCUCCUAAGAAUGUCCCCAGCUCUGGAAAUCAUGCUCCCCUCACUUGUAAUAAUCAGCUAAGGAAUCCUGAACCAAAGUGAGGAACAAAGGCUCAUGAGGCCGGGACUCCCUUCACUGUCUUUCUCAAAAUUGGGUUGUUAAGAACAAAACCAGGCAGGACCAGUGGCGCCCGUGCUCAGAAGGGUCCUCCCGGCAGCUUGACACUGACUGGUUCUCCGUCUCCGUGUUGAUUUGGGGAGAAAUCAAUUUUGUCUUGGGAUUUUGUAUGUUAUAGGAAUCCUUAGAGAAUGUGAUUCCUUCUGAUGGGGAGACAGGGCAAAUUAUUUUAAUGUUUUGUAUUUUCACCUUUAUAAAGAUGAAAUCCUCAGGGGUGAAGAACUGUUUGCAUAAUUUUCUGAAUUUCAGGCACUUUGUGCUGUAUGAGGACCCGUAUAUUUAAGCCUUUUGUGUAGUAAGGAAAUGAAAAGCCAAUUCCAGUGUUGGCCGCGACAGGUCUGUAUUAGGUCAAGGUGUCUGCACUCUCAAUCAGUGCAGGGUCAUGCAUGCUCCAGGCGGGAAGGGUAGGAAAGACCCUGGAUCGUCUGGAGCCCAGCAGGAUGCAGGCUGGCCAGGCCUUUCCACCUCAGUGUGCAGUUCAGGACCUCACCACCCCAGGAACAUGUAUCCCGGAGGCCAUGGCUGGUUAUGAAGGCCAGUGUGUGGUUUCCAACUAAACUCUGCUCGGAUUACUUACUUUAUUGAAGUUGUGUUUGCACAUGUGACCAUGCUGUGGUAAGAGGCCCUGCUCCAGGGCCUGAACUCAAGGGAGCUGACAGAAGAGCUCCCAGCAUCCACAGCGAAAUGCUGCCAUCUCCCAGUUUCUCUAUCAGAAGACAAGGGAAUGAGGGAACUGCUGUUUUGUUUGUAUUCAUGAACUUGGCUGUAGUCCCAUAUGCCAUAGGAUGUCAGACAAUACCACUGGUUAAAAUAAAGCCUAUUUUUCAAAUUCA
Messenger RNA from Cricetulus griseus (Chinese hamster), 3186 nucleotides. Lineage: Eukaryota; Metazoa; Chordata; Mammalia; Rodentia; Cricetidae. The record is from RefSeq and is a predicted model, not a curated record.